AGAUCUUGCAACUUCCGAUUCCUAAUUCCAACACUUACAACUAGUACAAUGGCUUCAGAUCGUCAUGUUCUCAUCCUCGGCGGAAAUGGGAAGAUCAGCCGCCUUCUUACAGUUAUGCUGCUGAAGAAGUCAUGGACUGUCACGAGUCUCAUCCGUAACCCAGACCAAAUCGAGGACUUGAAGAGGAUCUCCGAGGGUUUGCCAGGGACGCACAAGAUAGUAGUGCAUGAUCUCAUCACCAUAACUAGCAAGGAGAAGGCCGCCGCUGUCAUUGAUGAAGUGAAGCCAGAUUCGGUCGUCUUCAGCGCUGGACCCGGUAGAGGAACCGACCAAGACACGAUCAUCCGAAUCGAUCGUGAUGCCGCCAUUUUCUUCGUCCAAGCCUCAGUUGCCAACAAGGCCAUCACUCAUCAUGUGCAAGUAUCCUACCUUGGCGCUCGUCGUGAGCAAGCGCCCUGGUGGACUCCUGAAGAUUGGGAGGGCUGGAAGAAGGUCAACUCGACCUUCCUAGGCCCUUACUAUGAGCCCAAGGUCGCCGCCGACGAGGCUCUUGUGACUGAAGGCAAGAAGAGAGAGAGUCUGACUGCAGUAUCGGUUCGUCCUGGCGGUCUAACGGAUAAGGAUGAAGGCGGUGUUCUUCUGGGCCAGACGAAGCAAGCCAGGGGUAUGACAACUCGAGCGUCAACGGCGAGAGUAAUGGCGUUGGUGUUGGAACAGGAGCAUGUCAAGGGACAUUGGUUGGAUGUUCUUGACGGCGAAGAAGAUGCUGAGACUGCAGUUGAUCGAUUCGUUCGUGAAGAAACAGAAUGUGCUGAAGGAGAACCAGUUCUCAAAGACUAAUUGCUCAGUCGAGGAGGGUCAAGAUAGAAAUACUUGGGACGACACUCGGUAAUGUUCGAUCCCUCCAUGCUGCCCACUACGAAUCAUCGAUCAGCCGACUUACAGGCUACAGUAAUGGGGAACCAGCUGCAAUGCCAAGUCCCAAUCUUACUGUCGGGGCCACCUAGCGAGUUGGGAUAGAAGGGAGUGCGCUAGGGCGUUCUGAUAACAGAAAUUUCCAACAUGGAAUUCCAAUACCUUUGUUUGGAUUCACCCGAUGCUGCACAUUUUUCAUCAACUUGAAAUUCAUAUCGAAGCAUCUACUCAUAGUAAUAUAUAUGUCAUCGUUUUUGCAUGAGUUGCAUGGUCUUGUGGCUGUGAGGAUCAGUAUCGACGCCGAGGAGCAUCCCAUACCCCCUACUUUGAUAUACAAGAAUCGGCCAGCAACACUGCUGA
Messenger RNA from Fusarium graminearum PH-1, 1275 nucleotides. RefSeq lists its product as uncharacterized. Bases 49 to 840 code for a protein of 263 amino acids. The record is from RefSeq and is a predicted model, not a curated record. NCBI's taxonomy places the organism in Eukaryota, Fungi, Ascomycota, Sordariomycetes, Hypocreales, Nectriaceae. The transcript has 3 exons.